AUUUAAUAUCAACGCAAGAGAAGGUUAGAACACGAGUUAUCAUAAGCGUUUUUUGGUCCAAGUCCGACUCCGGCCUCAGCGCGCAUCAUCAGCUUCACAUAUGAUAAUGUAUAUAUGUAAACAACGAUGAAUGCGGCACAUUUAGAGGAUGUUCUUCCUAUUUAUUUUUCUCGAUUAUUUCCGUUUGAAGAUUUAUAUGAAUGGUUAAAAUACGGUGAAGCAAAUACGUUUGCAUGCCGGGAAUUCGUAUUCAACUUCGAAGGAGAUAGAUAUUUAAGAUAUCAAGCAUACAGUAGCCUGAAUGAUUUAAAAAAUGAUGUUAAAAGAAAAAAGCCUUAUAAAAUAGAUAUUGGUGCUGUUUACAAUAAUCCACCAUCAAACUACAUGAGAGAAGCAGAGUUUUAUCCAGUUCAAAAAGAAUUAAUAUUUGACUUGGACUUGACAGAUUAUGAUGAAAUCAGAACUUGCUGUUCUGGUACAAAUGUUUGUUCUAAGUGCUGGAAGUUCAUGAUAAUAGCGAUCAAAAUUUUGGAUACAAGUCUUAGAGAGGAUUUUGGUUUUGAUCAUAUCUUGUGGACAUUCUCUGGUAGAAGAGGUAUACAUUGCUGGGUUUGUGACAAAAGUGCUCGCUUUUUAAAAAAAUAUGGUAGGCUUGCUGUAGCUAAUUAUCUGCAACUAGUGACAGGCGGAGAAUAUAAAAAGAAAAAAGUAGAAAUUAAUAAUGCUAUUCAUCAUUCUGUGCAAAGAGCUCUAAAAAUUAUUGAACCAUUAUUUGUUAAAAUUUGUGUAAUAGAACAAAACAUGCUGGGUACACAAGAGGGAAUAGACAAGUUUUUGGGAAUUAUCGAUGAAGCAUUACGGACAGAUGUACAGCACCUGCUUGAUAAGUACCAAACAAGUGCUUCCAGAUGGCAAGCAUUUGUGGAAUAUUUCAGAAAUCAAAUUGAAUCGAAAGUAGAUAUGUGGUCUAAGACUCCAUUUCUUAUUGAGGAAAUCAUGAUUCAAUAUGCAUAUCCAAGAUUAGACAUAAAUGUGUCUUUAGGCAUAAGUCACUUGCUGAAAUCACCUUUUAGUGUUCACCCCAGAACUGGAAAAAUUGGUAUAAUUUUAGACCCCAAAACUAUUGAACACUUUGAUCCAUGUGAAGUUCCAACUGUCACGCAACUAUUUAAAGAAAUUGAUGUUUAUGAUUCAACAUCUGUUAAACAGGACAUUGCAGUUCAGAAUAAUCAAGAAAAAAUUACAGACAUAAUGAAAACCAGUUUAAACACAUCAUUGAAAUUGUUUCGUGUAUUUUUGAGCGAUUUAAAAAAGUCGCAAUCUAUGAGUAACGACACCUGAGGCCAACUAUAUGCGUUCAAAGAUUUAUUAAUAUUUCAUUUAUCUAGGACUUGAAAGGGCACAAAGACCUGUAAUAUUUAAAUGUGAUAAAACGUACUUGUUAUCGAAACGUUAAAUUUGUUUACCAAUAAACAAAUGCAUUUGUACUCGU
Nasonia vitripennis (jewel wasp) is the source of this 1492-nucleotide messenger RNA. Its product is annotated as DNA primase small subunit. Gene Ontology annotation, biological process: DNA replication, synthesis of primer. NCBI's taxonomy places the organism in Eukaryota, Metazoa, Arthropoda, Insecta, Hymenoptera, Pteromalidae. Gene Ontology annotation, cellular component: alpha DNA polymerase:primase complex. The transcript has 7 exons. Bases 127 to 1341 code for a protein of 404 amino acids. The record is from RefSeq and is a predicted model, not a curated record.